This is a messenger RNA of Vitrella brassicaformis, 1786 nucleotides long. Lineage: Eukaryota; Vitrellaceae. The record is from the annotation of a GenBank genome assembly.
GUUGAGUUGAUGCACAGAUGCACCCAGACACAGUCAGACACACACACACACACACACACACACAUCCACACAGCAGGCACGGUGUGUUCCUGCCUCACACACGGCUCGAAAGUCUACAUAAAGGGCCAUGUGAUGCGAGGGCGAGGCGAGGCAGUAUUGGCAAGUGGGUGCUAGUUGUCGGCGUCAUCGUUGGCGAAUUCCAGUCUCUUGCCGUCGGCCCACUCGCCCUUCCUUGAUACACCUGAUUGAUUGAUGCGAUCGGUGGAUGCGUCAGUGUCAGUCAACGCAUUCAUUCGUACGGCAGGCGAGACAGACACACUCAGAUGAGUGAGAUGCGGGAGGGAAGGUGCGUCCGUCCAAACGUUUUUAUUUACCUUUAGCGUUGGUGUAUGUGCCUUUGCCAUGCUGCUUGCCGUCCUUCCACUCGCCCUGAAACACCAGCCAGCCAGCGCCAGCCACAUGCCUACAGUCUGACUGUCUCCUUUGAGUGAGUCCCCUGUCUGCCUGACCUGGUAGCAGCGUCCGUCAGCCCACGAGAACUUGCCGAAUCCGUGUUUCUUGUCUUCGUGGUACUGACCCUCGUACGACCGGCCGUCGGGCCAAUGCAUCAACCCCCUGCCGUGCAUGUGGUUCCGAGCCCACUGCACACACACGACAGACAAGAAAACCAAACCGUGUGGUCGGCUGGGCUGUCUGGUCUGGAUGUGUGUGGGUAGCUUAGCUUAGCUUGGCUUACCUGUCCCUCGUAGCACCGUCCGUCGGCCCAUUUGUAGGUGCCUUGUCCGUGGAUGUCGUUGUCCAUGAAGUGGCCCUCGUAGGUGGAGCCCUCCGCCCAUGUGAACACCCCCUCGCCGUGCUUUUUGCUGCCCCUGCAGUGCACUCAUUGAAUGCAGUGCACAGUGAGUGAGCCAAGCCAAACCGUGUGUAUGUGGAUGUGUAUAUGUGUGUGUGUGUGUCUCUCCUGUCCAUGUAUGACUACUUGUAGUAUCCCUUGAAUGUCGAUCCGUCGGCCCAUUUCUCGAUGCCAUAGCCUUCCUGCAUGUCCUCUACCCAGUCUCCCUCGUAGCUGCAUCCCACCCACACAGGAAGGCACCAGGCACACAACAUGUCGAGACACUCACGUUCUUUCUUCUCUCUCUUGCAUCAAUUGCCUGUCUCUCUCGUUGGUUGCACGUUUGUCUUGCUUACCUGGAUCCGUCAGCAUGUGUGAAUGUGCCCUUGCCGUGUGCCCGGUCGUCCUUCCACGCGCCCUCGUAAAUGUCGCCGUUGUUGUGAGUGAACUUACCCUGGCCCUGCAGUAUACCAGAGACAAGCACGGGACUCAGUGAGUGAGUGAGUGAGUCGUCUCUCCAUUUGUUAACAGAUCAUUGACAAUCUCACUCACAUUGGCCCGAUUGUUUCUGAAUUCUCCCUCGUAUUUGCCUCCGUCGGGUCUCUCGAGGACGCCGUAGCCGUCACGCACAUCACCAAGCCACUCGCCCUCGUACUUGACGCCCCCUGAUUGCAAUGCACCAGUACGUCAGCACUCUCCCGGCCCGCCUGCUGCAUGUCCUGGUACAUGUGAUUGAUGUCCAUCCACUGACUGACCUUCGAGGACGACGAGUGGUCGUUUAUCCCUGGCGUGCGGGUAUGGUUCGCCUUUGAGUGUGGAGGCGGGCUGGGUCUCGUUAGGAUGUGGCGCCUCCUUCUCGGUGAAGAGCUCGAUCUUCUGCUCGUGGGACGUGUCGGGCUGGAAACACGCACACUGACCCAUGAUUGACGCCACGCCAAACAGGCUGUUUUUUUC